GUCGCAGUGAAGGAUGUCGAGGACUUUUGUUGGCUUUCUGAAUGGCUCGAGUGAUGGCCUUGAGCUUCUUCUUUCCAGCCUUGUAAUCGAGAUACUUUGCGCGCCAUUCGGGGACUAGCUCCUCUUCUAGCUCUCUAAAAUCAAAGCAUCAUCGAUCAGCAAGUAUACUCGGGAGAGAAGAAAGGAGACGCGAAGGAAGAAACAAACUUGGCGAAUUUCAUUCUGGGGACGGGUUGACCCGGACGGGCAUGAUAGUUUCAAAGAUAAAAACCAAGCUUCAAUUCAUCUUAAGACGCGAUCGACUGCAAGCAUUCUUUUUGGGUUGAUCUCCUCUCCUGAUAAAUAGCUCACUAACAAGUUCCCUUCCGGGAUGAUCACAGUGGAUAAGGCUAGCCAACAGCAAACAGGAGAUCGGACAUCCCACAAUCACAGAAAAAGCAAAGAAAAAGGUAAGACACAAAAAUUAGAACAGGGAGAAGAAGAAAAGAAAAAAAAUCAAAAAAGCAAAAAAUGGGAUAGACAUCCCAUGUCUGCGACAAUCACCGUACCAACCACGGCCCUGCUAACUGAUAAUUUGCGAAAAAAGAGAGUCGAUGACAGCCAAGAUGAUAGCGCCGCCUCUGGAACUUGUCCUGGCAUGCCUGCAGCCCGGAUAGGCCGCUGUGAUUGGUCAGGCCAAGCAAUGUGAACUCAAAGACACUGGGCGCUGACUGGCUGCUGAUAGGCCAAGACAGAACACGUGCCCCAGCUGAUGAGCUCAUUUGC
Aspergillus wentii DTO 134E9 is the source of this 765-nucleotide messenger RNA. RefSeq lists its product as uncharacterized. The coding region runs from base 371 to 688 and encodes 105 amino acids. The record is from RefSeq and is a predicted model, not a curated record. Lineage: Eukaryota; Fungi; Ascomycota; Eurotiomycetes; Eurotiales; Aspergillaceae. The transcript has 2 exons.